GUCAAAAGACGUUAGGAAUAAGUCUCAAACACCUUGUCAAUGAAAUCUGCAAGGUCAAAAUCACGUUUCGAGAGACCUUUGACUGCAUGCGUUUUGAGGGAAAUUUCAACACGAUUGUACGACUAACACAG
Molecule: messenger RNA, 131 nt
Organism: Racocetra persica
Lineage: Eukaryota; Fungi; Glomeromycota; Glomeromycetes; Diversisporales; Gigasporaceae
Source: the annotation of a GenBank genome assembly